Oxyura jamaicensis (ruddy duck) is the source of this 3139-nucleotide messenger RNA. RefSeq names its product 3-oxoacyl-ACP synthase, mitochondrial (gene OXSM). Bases 138 to 1523 code for a protein of 461 amino acids. The transcript is spliced from 3 exons. Lineage: Eukaryota; Metazoa; Chordata; Aves; Anseriformes; Anatidae. Gene Ontology annotation, molecular function: 3-oxoacyl-[acyl-carrier-protein] synthase activity. The record is from RefSeq and is a predicted model, not a curated record. Gene Ontology annotation, biological process: fatty acid biosynthetic process.
GUGGUACAUCUUGUUGAAACACACUUGAGGUACUGUCCCUACCCAUCAGAACUGACCGACUAAAUGCCCCAAAACUGAUGAAGCAUAGGUGGAGAUAGGAAGUUACAGGAAUGUGCAUGAAUUGAUUGAUUUCCACCAUGUUCUCGCAGUGUUCCCAGGAUCUCUUAAAGAUUGCAAAUCUUCAUCUCCGCAGUCUGAAUUUGAAUCUGCAUUUAAGAAAUCACAGGAGAGCUUUCAGCAAGUCACUGCCUGCUUGUCGAAGGAAAGUAGUUGUUACAGGUAUUGGCUUAGUGUCUCCUCUCGGUGUGGGGACUCAACUCGUGUGGAAGCGCCUUCUCCAAGGAGACAGUGGGAUCACAUCGCUAGAUGGGGAAGAAUAUGCAGGCAUUCCGUGUAAAGUGGCUGCCUGCGUGCCACGGGGAGACGAGGAGGGUCAGUUCAGAGAAGAGAGCUUUGUAUCAAAGUCGGAGAUCAAAUCCAUGAGUUCUGCUACUGUCAUGGCCAUUGGUGCAGCCGAGCUAGCAAUAAAGGACUCUGGCUGGUCUCCGCAGUCUGAACAGGACAGCUUAACAGCUGGUGUGGCAAUUGGAAUGGGAAUGGUUCCACUGGAAGAGAUUUCUGAUACAGCCUCUUUAUUUAAAACAAAGGGUUAUAACAAGGUCAGCCCGUUCUUUGUCCCAAAGAUUUUAGUCAAUAUGGCAGCAGGUCAGAUCAGCAUUAAAUACCAGCUGAAAGGGCCGAAUCACGCUGUGUCAACUGCCUGUACCACUGGUGCGCAUGCUGUUGGAGACUCCUUUCGAUUUAUUGCCUCCGGUGAUGCUGAUGUCAUGUUGGCUGGAGGGACUGAGGCUUGCAUUAGUCCUUUGUCCUUGGCUGGAUUUGCAAGAGCUCGGGCCCUCAGCACUAGUUUUAACUCAAGCCCUAAAAUGGCAUGUCGGCCAUUUGAUUCACAGAGAGAAGGGUUUAUAAUGGGAGAGGGUGCUGCUGUGCUGGUCUUGGAAGAGUAUGAACACGCUGUGCAAAGAGGCGCUAGGAUCUAUGCAGAAGUUCUGGGUUAUGGACUGUCGGGCGAUGCUUGCCACAUAACAGCACCUAAUCCAGAGGGAGAUGGUGCAUUCAGGUGUAUGUCUGCAGCAAUAAAAGAUUCUGGAAUCAAACCUGAAGAUGUAACAUACGUCAAUGCACAUGCAACGUCAACACCUCUGGGAGAUGCUGCUGAGAAUCAAGCUAUCAAGAGACUUUUUAAAGAUCACUCACGUAACAUUGCAGUUUCUUCAACAAAAGGAGCAACAGGACAUCUUUUGGGGGCUGCAGGAGCUAUUGAAGCAGCUUUUACUGCACUGUCCUGUCACCAUGGAAUUUUGCCACCUACUUUAAACUUAAAACAAACAGAGCCAGAAUUUGAUCUCAAUUAUGUUCCAUUAACAGCUCAGGAGUGGAAAACUUCAAAGCGGCGUAUUGCACUCACAAAUUCAUUUGGCUUUGGCGGUACCAAUGCAACUUUGUGCUUUGCAAGUGUUUGACUUGUGCUGUGCAUGUUAUGAAAAAUGGCAUUCAGUCAUUUUCUGUACUGCCAUCCUUGGUGUAUUCGGUGAUCUUUUCUCAGCUUGGAGACUUGAUACGUAAGAACUUUACUCACCCCAACACUUAGGUCAGUAAUUCUUUUAGGAAGAGGGAAUUUCUUUUGCUCAUUUUAAUAAAAAUAAUUACAAGAACUAUUCUAUGUGUGGUAAGGAAGUUUUUAUUCUUCACUAAAAGGGGAGACUUGUAACAACUAAUCUGAAUAGCACUAUUUUGUGAGAAGAGGAUCAAGGUGAUGACAAAUACUGUAUUUGAAUAACUUAAUGCAUUUAUGACUACUGUAUCUCUUUGUCAUUUUUUGGGCCAAAUGAUUGACUUCUUUUGAACUCUGACUUGCUUAUAAAAUUACAUGCAGAUAUGAAAUUUCAGAUGUGGAUUUUCUUUACUUCAUUUUCCUCCUUUUGUUUAUCUAAAUUCAUUUCCUGUGAUGUUCUUUUCAGCAGUCAAGAUGGAGUACCAUCUGGCUGUGCAUAUGGAUAUUAGUUUCAUGUAGUGAAAAGAGAAAGUGGACGCUCAUGCUUUUGGUAGGCUCUUAUCUCAUCUCAUCUCCUAAACCAUCAACUGCUGUAGUGAGGCAGGUAGUGCUCUUUUUUGGCAUUCUGUCUGCAACUCUGCUCAGCAUGCACUGGUAGUCUGUGUUGGACACUGUAGUGAGAGGUACUGCCUCAGGGUUAUGUGGUGGAGUUUGUUAGUUGAGCUAGAUAGAAAAAUUCUCACUAGCCAGCUCAUUUCUGGGUAGCUAAAAAUAUAGAUUCUAAAGAAAGGUAUUUUGGAACACUUUUUAAAUUAUGCGGAAUCCAAGCUAUCAACAGCUAACCUCUAAGAUUGUUAGUCUCUGUAAUAGGUGAAAUAUAUGAACAACCAAGGCAGAACCUGCUGUGUCUCAACCUGAUAUAUUGUUCAUUUGGAAAAUAAAUAAAAAAGGCACUACUGAAAGUAUGAGGUGUGUGGAUGUGAUGGUUAAGAGUGCUCAAAUAAAGAAGUUAUACUGAAAGUUUUGCAAUUGUAUUGCAAUUUACUCAACAUUAGCAACCCAUUGAUCAAUCUGUGUUUUUACUUAAUUAGAAUAGAUUUUUCUUGGGCAUUUGGCACAGAAAUUACUCAGAAACAUUUAUGCAAAAGGGAUGCUGGCUAACGAGUUAGGACUGUACAGUUGUGACUUGGUGACUUACUGCAUGAUGGUACAAGGUUUAUGACUGAGCUCCCCUUUGUUACUUUUUUCAUUUGUAAUUCUUUUUCACCAUAAUUUUUAAUCGUAAGUCGUUGCAAAUGUUGUAGAUUUGCACACGUUCUUCCACACAGAUGACAUUCAGGAGACAAUAAUACAGGGGUGACAGGAUUUCUGACAGUGGAUCACAUAACAUGGAUGGGAACUUGGAGGUUUGACUAAGUGCACAGUUGCAGGUGGCUCUCCAGAGCGCUUUGGUCCAGUUAAAAGGUUUUGUGUUAACUUUAUUCAUUUCCAUAUGUUGUGUUACUUCAUUAGUGAUGAUGAGGAACAGUAACAAUGAAGUAUAGAAUCACAGAAUCAUAUAAUAGAAUAUCUUGGGUUGGAAGG